AGCGGCUCAUGGUUGAAGGGCCUGUGCAACACUGCUGCUUAGCUAGAGGCUUGCAGAAGCUGAAGGUAGUGGACUGCUUCGUUGCUACAUGUGCCAUGCUUCCAGCCGAGACCCAAGGCUUAGCCACUUGCGCUCAGCGUCCGAAUCCUGGGAUUACAGACGAGGUUCAAGAGACUGCCGCCAGCAUGAUGUUCACACCACUCUGCCGUACCUUGCCCUUUUAAGGUAGCCUUACUUAUGUGUCUACGAAACAGGCUUCGCUAGCAGAAAAAAAGUCGUAGGAACAG
Molecule: messenger RNA, 287 nt
Organism: Baudoinia panamericana UAMH 10762
Lineage: Eukaryota; Fungi; Ascomycota; Dothideomycetes; Mycosphaerellales; Teratosphaeriaceae
Exons: 1
Coding region: 9-224 (71 amino acids)
Source: RefSeq, a predicted model, not a curated record